UUUUAUCUAGGUAUGAAAACCAGAUCAAUAUUUUGUCAGACUACUUAGAAGAAUUUCCAGAAACUGAUGAGCCAGUGUGGAUUCUAGGAAGGCAACACGACCUAAACACAGACAAAUCUAAGUUAUUGUUGGAUAUAAGUGCACGUCUCUGGUUUACGUACAGAAGAAAGUUUUCGCCUAUUGGAGGCACGGGCCCUUCUUCUGAUGCGGGCUGGGGCUGCAUGCUGCGGUGCGGGCAGAUGAUGCUGGCACAAGCACUGAUCUGCAGGCACUUAGGAAGAGAUUGGCAAUGGGAAAAACACAAAAAACAACCAGAAGAAUAUCAUAGAAUCUUACGGUGCUUUCUAGAUAGAAAAGAUUGCUGUUACUCCAUCCACCAAAUGGCACAGAUGGGCGUUGGAGAGGGGAAAUCAAUUGGAGAAUGGUUUGGACCAAAUACAGUUGCUCAAGUUCUGAAGAAGCUGGCUUUAUUUGAUGAAUGGAAUUCAUUAGCUGUUUAUGUAUCUAUGGACAACACGGUGGUCAUUGAAGACAUCAAGAAGCUGUGCUGGUGCCCCCCGCAGGGCAGGGCCCCGCUGCACCGCAGCGCUCUGCCCCGCCACCGCAACGCGGCGGAGCUGUGCUGGAGGCCCCUCCUGCUCAUCAUACCUCUGCGGCUGGGCAUCAAUCACAUCAACCCUGUGUACAUCGAUGCCUUCAAAGAAUGCUUUAAGAUGCCACAGUCUUUGGGAGCUUUAGGAGGGAAACCAAAUAAUGCCUAUUAUUUCAUAGGCUUCUUAGGCAAUGAGCUGAUCUAUCUGGACCCUCACACCACUCAGAGUUUUGUAGACUGGGAAGAAAAUGGCACAGUUGAUGAUGAGAGCUUCCACUGCCAGCAAGCCCCACACCGAAUGAAGAUCAUGAAUCUGGACCCUUCAGUAGCUUUAGGCUUCUUUUGCAAAGAAGAAUGUGAUUUUGAUAACUGGUGUAGUCUUGUACAAAAGGAGAUCCUAAAGCAACAGAGUCUACGGAUGUUUGAGCUGGUCCAGAAGCAUCCACCCCACUGGCCUCCUUUCAUACCUCCAACCAAGCCAGAAGUGACCACCACAGGAGCAGAACUCAUUGAAUCCACUGACAAGCUAUUUGAAUUGGAAGAAGAAUUUGAAAUCCUGAGUGUAUGAAGGAAACUGUGGUGGCCCUUCUGAGUAUUGAACAUAUUGUUAGUAUUAUUUCAUUGACUUAAAUCAAACAGCCAUGUUAGCCCCAAAGUGCCUGAAAUUACAGAUAACAGAGCACGAAAACCUGGUAGCAUCCAAAACUCCAACAGUGACAGUUCCUUCUGUCAGUGAGCUUCCCCCGAUGGCAAGGCAGUAAAAGACCUUAUCAUAAGACCCUUAAAGGGAACCUCUUUUUAAUGUGUGUCUUUCCUGAAGACAAAUGGACCUUUGAGAUUAAGGCAAAAAUCAGUUUAUCAAUGGGCUGUAUGUCUGGAGAAAGAGACAACAGGAGAUGGAUCUUUCUUGCUCUCAUAUAAUGCAAUAGUUUAGUUCUUAAAGCAAAACAGUCUUCAGCUAAGGAGGAUGUUUACUUCUGUUCCCUCCUGUGGGCUGCAUUGUAGAGAAAAAAAAUACAUUGUCUUGUUUAAAAGAUCGACUGGAUCAGAAGAAAAUUGUUUCCUUGUUAAAUAUUUUAACAUGUAUUUGAGCAACCACACUUUAUUACAAAAAUGUUUCUGUAAAAGGAACUGUGUCUAAUGUAUACGUUUUGCAAUAGCCUUCCUGUUUCUGGGAAACCUCGAGAGGAACAGGAGACUCGAAUAGUUGAUACAGAUCACAACCACUGUUACAGUUAUCAUACCUUUCACCUUGACCUUAAAACUCAAAUCAUUAAAACUUAGGCUGACUUUUCUUUUGGAGCUAAAAGAGUCAAAGGUGGUUUAACUGUACCUUAUUUAUUUUAAAAAAGAUUUUCACAAGUUUCUCUGUUAGGGCACUUUAUCUGUGCAUCUAAUAAAUUUCUUAAGCUUUUCA
Molecule: messenger RNA, 2009 nt
Organism: Merops nubicus (carmine bee-eater)
Lineage: Eukaryota; Metazoa; Chordata; Aves; Coraciiformes; Meropidae
Gene: ATG4A
Product: autophagy related 4A, cysteine peptidase
Exons: 12
Molecular function (GO): protein-phosphatidylethanolamide deconjugating activity
Source: RefSeq, a predicted model, not a curated record